AUGACUGACACAGAUGCACUCUACACAAAGAUAGUGCACGAGAUCGAAUCUUAUCUAGCUGAAACUAAUCUGACGAACGAUCAACAUUUAUUGGCCUGUGCACGUAAAAAUGACGGCUGGAUACGGCUCGAAUUAUUUCGUGGUUGCCGAACUCUAUCCAGUUAUAGUUAUGAUAAAAUUCUUCGUGCUCUCGAAACAAAACGAUCAAGUCAGCUCGAAUUGAGCACAUUCGAACCUCGAUGUGUUCGCUAUCGAUGUGAAACGUGUCCAAAUGGUAAUAGUCGGACUGUGAUCAUUCAUGGUUUACCACGUGAUGUUCGAUACGACGAUUUAAUUGAAUUUUUUAAUAGAUUCUAUCCUAUCGAUGAAGUUAUUUUCACUAACCCGGCACAUGCCUCAGCAUUUGUUCAUCGAUCGAUGGUUUUGUCGAUUAUCUAUGACCAGGAUUAUCAGCUGAGUUGUGAAUUAUCCGGAGACAAUAAUGAUGGGAGGAAGGAUUUUAUGAAAGGAAAAUCGUUUUCUACUCGAUUGAGCAAUCAAUCGUCACAGAGUUCAGUGCGCAAAAGUGACUCAACUGUUCGCCCAAAACUGAAUUUGAAGUCGACAAUGUGUCCUACUGAACAAAUACUAUUUUGUCAAAAUUCUCCCAUUAGUCCAUCCAAACGAAACGAUCACGCGAAACAAACUAUAGUCCAUGACAAAUUCUCGUACGCGUUCUAUCAACCUGAUCGUCUUCUACAUCAAACGCAUAAAUCUGUGAUAGUAUCUGUGUUAAAUCCUCACUGUUUCACGAUUCAAUUAAGUCAAGAUGCAAUAGAGUUUGAUAGAUUCCAACGGGAAAUCAAUAUUUUUUAUAAUACAAUGGCUGACAAACAAUAUCACAUAACCCCGCAGCAAAUUCAAAUCAAUCUAUGCGUGAUUUGCUGUGAUACUAAAUCAAUUGGUGGCAAUCAAAUAUGGAACCGAUCACAGAUUCUUGAUUUUGACUCGCCGGACAAUACGGUGAAUGUCUUUCAUGUGGAUUUAGGCACUUGGGAAGAAUAUGUGCCGAUCACUCGUCUUCGACAUAUAACCCAUUGUUUCCAACAACAUCAAGUUUUCUCUCUCACAUGUCGUCUAGCCGGAGUACUUCCAUUGAGUAAUAGUAAUGGUCAAAUAACAUGGACAGAUGAAGCAACGAGUCAGUUUCUGUCAGUUCUUGAUCAAGUUGUACCUGAAGUUGAAUUUAUAUCAAUUACGUCGAAUGGUUGCAUUGAUACGAACUUAUUCGUAACUGUUUCCGGCCAAUUGGUCUGUGUUAAUGAUUAUCUGGUACAUAUCAAACAGGCAACAAACGGCGGACAAGAUAAUCUCCAAUCAGAGAGGCAAGAAAAUGAGUCGUCAAUCCAUCCAGUGAUUAGUUUGUACAAGAUAUUGGGCGAAGUCCUCCAACAAUCGUUAAUUGACUCGCGCACGAACAGUACAAGCAGUUCUACGGUUUCAUCUGUGUCGAUGUCAUCACGAACUUGUGUGAAAUUGAUUCAUGUAAAUAUAAAUUCAAGUCACACAAAGAUAGUUGACAAUCCCCGGCAAUCGCAUGUAUUACCAAUGAUCUUUGUCCGUUAUAAGAGGACAAUUCUUAUCCCGGAUUUCAAUAUUUGUAAAUUAUUCAAAAUUAUCGAUUCUAGCUUUGAUAUUUCUGCAAUAGAAAACGAUAUAAGAAGCUUCCCUUCGACACCUGCUUGUUUCAAUCCAAUGUUUACCGAAUUUCCGUUUCAGACAGUCACUAUUGGAUAUAAUUGUGUUCGCAUAACAUCAGAGACUGAUUCCAGUAUUUUUUCUCUGUUGGUUUCAUUGAAUAAUAUGGAACAUUCAGAUAGUAUUACGUUGUACUCAUUGGAUUUCGUUAAUGAUCUACUCCAACAUUAUCAGUUUCCAAUAGCAGAUGUGUUUCUUGCACUAGAAAAUGCCAAAUGUGCUCAACUUCAUGAGUCGGAUCUUGCCCGUUGGUUUGCAAUAGAUAACAAACUGAAAACGGCGCUCACACCGAUCUCCAAUGACUUUACUAAAUCAGAUCAAAGCGCUGUGAUAUCUCCUGUGGAGCAUCAGCCGUUGAAACAAAUCCGCUUGCCGUUUUCUAACCGCUUGAUAACUCCAACUUGA
Messenger RNA from Adineta ricciae, 2142 nucleotides. NCBI's taxonomy places the organism in Eukaryota, Metazoa, Rotifera, Eurotatoria, Adinetida, Adinetidae. The record is from the annotation of a GenBank genome assembly.